This is a messenger RNA of Rhinichthys klamathensis goyatoka, 2724 nucleotides long. RefSeq names its product sterile alpha and TIR motif containing 1 (gene sarm1). Gene Ontology annotation, molecular function: signaling adaptor activity; NAD+ nucleosidase activity; protein binding. Lineage: Eukaryota; Metazoa; Chordata; Actinopteri; Cypriniformes; Leuciscidae. The coding region runs from base 355 to 2517 and encodes 720 amino acids. The transcript has 8 exons. Gene Ontology annotation, cellular component: dendrite. The record is from RefSeq and is a predicted model, not a curated record. Gene Ontology annotation, biological process: response to axon injury; negative regulation of MyD88-independent toll-like receptor signaling pathway; signal transduction.
ACCGGCUAAUUUUGUCUAAUUUUUCCUCAAAGAUCGAGUCAGUCUUACAGCUUUAUCUUGGUAUUUGAUGGUUUUUAAACAAGCUUGAUGGGCCUUUUCUAACGGUGGAUUCGUAAAGGGUAUCUUAAAGGCUUUGUAACGUCUCUGACGUCAUUUGCGUUUAUUUUAUUUUUUCCUGACAUCAGCAGGAUUCUGUCGUUUGGUGCAAACAGUCGCUGUUAAUGGAUUAAACUGUUUCGCAUUAAACGAUUUGAUAACGUAAUGAGUUAACCGCGACGUGAUUAUUUUUUUGUUACAGUUGAAAGACAAAGAAACAUCAGAACUGUGGUAACAACAGACAAACACCUGGCAUACAUGUUUUUGUCCCUCGUCGUUUAUCUCAGCAAGAUUUGCCGUUAUUUCUCCAUGUUUAGCUCCGACAGACUCACGGUUCCUGGAUAUGUCAGUAGUCGGCUACACAACCGGAGGACGGGCUCCGACCCCAGGGCUGUGUCUCCGGGGAUCAGCACCGACGUCCAGGUCGUGUUGGAAGUCUCUCUUCCUGCGUUGCGCUCCGCAGUCAAAACGCUGAAGUCCUCCAAAGAUACAGGAGACAUGGAAGAGACUCGCCGAGCCAUUGCUGAAACUUUCCAGCUGGUUGAGGAGGCCUGGGUCCUGCCCACAGUGGGUCGUCAGGUAGCAGAGGAGAUCUGCAACAGGAUCCGGCUGGAUGGGGGUCUGGAGCUUCUCUUGCAGCUGUUGCAGACCCCUGCUGUAGAAAUCACAUACGAGUCUGCCAAGCUGCUUGAGCAGAUAUUGGUCUCAGAAAACAGGGAUUAUGUGGCCCGUAUGGGCCUUGGGGUCAUACUGAACCUGACCCGUGAGCAGGAGGACGCCCAGCUGGCACGAAGUGUGUCGGGCAUCCUUGAGCACAUGUUUAAACACACAGAGGAGACAUCUGCGCAGCUCAUCACUAACGGGGCACUGGACACCCUCCUGUACUGGUGCCGUGGAACAGACCCAACUGUACUGCGGCACUGCGCUGUGGCCCUGGCAAACUGCGCCAUGCAUGGCGGGCACAGCUGCCAGCGUCUGAUGAUCGAAAAACAGGCGGCUGAAUGGCUGUUCCCUCUGGCGUUCUCCAAAGAGGACGAGCUGAUCCGGUUCCAUGCCUGCCUGGCCGUGGCUGUACUGGCGGCCAACAGGGAGAUAGAGAAAGAAGUGGUGAAGUCUGGUACUCUGGAGCUGGUGGAGCCCUUCAUCGCCUCCUUAGACCCUGAUGAGUUUGCACGCAACCUUUUGGACAGCGCAGACAGCAUGCAGGGCCGCACGGCGACAGACCUGCAGCACUUGCUGCCCCUGCUGGAUGGCACACGUCUUGAGGGGAAAUGCAUCGCCGUGUUCUACCUGUGCGUGGAGACUAGUAUCAAGUCCCGUCAACGUAAUACCAAGAUAUUUCAGGAGAUUGGGGCUGUCCAGAGUCUAAAGAGGAUCGUCAUGUACUCCAGUAAUGCCACUGUCUGCUCUUUGGCUAAGCGGGCCUUAACAAUGAUGAGUGAGGACGUCCCGAAGCGUAUCCUGUCAUCUGUACCCAACUGGAAGAGUGGAGAGGUGCAGACCUGGCUUCAGCAGAUUGGCUUCACUGCAUUCACUGAACGGUUUCAGGAACUGCAGGUAGAUGGAGAUCUGCUGCUCAAUAUCACAGAACAGGAUCUGAUCCAGGAUCUGGCCAUGACAUCUGGACUCACUCGGAAGAGAUUUCUUAGAGAUCUGCGUGUGCUGAAGACCUACGCCAACUACUCCACAUGUGACCCCAAUAACCUGGCAGACUGGCUGGCCGAUGUAGACCCGCGAUUCCGUCAGUACACCUACGGCUUAAUUCAGUCUGGAGUUGAUCGGAACAAUAUUGCCAAGAUUACAGACGAACAGUUGCUGUCUGACUGCCAUAUAGAGAAUGGCAUCCAUCGUGCCAAGAUCCUUUCUACCGCCAGCUGCCCUGCUAAACAGUUAACUGAUUCCCAGCCUGCAGGCCCUGAUGUGUUCAUCAGCUACCGUCGCACUACGGGUUCACAGCUUGCCAGCCUACUGAAGGUGCAUCUACAGUUACAUGGUUUCAGCGUCUUCAUCGACGUGGAGAAACUGGAAGCCGGCAGGUUCGAGGAGAAGCUGAUCACGAGCGUGCACCGAGCUCGAAACUUCAUCUUGGUGCUGUCAGCCAAUGCGUUGGACAAAUGUAUGGGCGACGUGGCUAUGAAAGACUGGGUUCAUAAGGAGAUUGUCACUGCUCUGAAUGAGAAGAAGAACAUUGUUCCUGUCACUGAUAACUUUGUGUGGCCCGAUCCGGCCUCUCUGCCGGAGGACAUGAGGACCAUUCUCAAAUUUAAUGGCAUUAAGUGGUCCCAUGAGUAUCAGGAAGCCACUAUCGACAAGAUUCUGCGCUUCCUACAGCCAAGAUGCGUUUCCAAGACAGCGCAAUGCCCCAGCCAAGAGCAACCAGAUGCUGCAAAAACAGACAAAAAAGAGCCAGAAAUAAAAUAAUGUUGCGUUCCCAAUAAUGGCCAUCAUGUAACCAGAACGCUCCUGUUAACCCUCAGAGGCCAGCGUUUCCUUUGGUUGUAUGCAUGUAGCUGGUCUAGAUAGCUUACGGUUGAAUUUUCUUGGAGAAAAAAAUUUAAUAAAUGUAACCUACCCAGAGACGCAAUGAAACUUUAAAGGUGCCGUCGCAUUAGGGACAUUUUGGCAAAA